Scleropages formosus (Asian bonytongue) is the source of this 1694-nucleotide messenger RNA. RefSeq names its product acyl-CoA-binding domain-containing protein 5-like. The coding region runs from base 186 to 1586 and encodes 466 amino acids. The record is from RefSeq and is a predicted model, not a curated record. Lineage: Eukaryota; Metazoa; Chordata; Actinopteri; Osteoglossiformes; Osteoglossidae. Gene Ontology annotation, biological process: fatty acid metabolic process; pexophagy. The transcript has 13 exons. Gene Ontology annotation, molecular function: fatty-acyl-CoA binding. Gene Ontology annotation, cellular component: cytoplasm; peroxisome.
GUUCUUUCUGGGGCACAGUCAUAUGGUGCGUGAUUGCAAUUUAUCAGCGAGGUCUACUCCCCCUGCAGAUUAUAAUGGGCUGCUCACACUUCACCUGAGGCUGAUGAUCUGCGUGGACCAUUUGCCACUUGGUCCAUCUGCGUCACCUUCCACAUGUUCUAUGGUCCACCUCGUCCACCUGGUUGAUGGCGGAGGGGAAUUCGGUGCAUGAGUGCAGGUUUGAUGCUGCACUGAAAGUUUGGCGGAAUUUACCUGAUGAUGGUCCUGUUCAGCUGUCGGAUGACUUGAAGUUGAGGUUCUAUGGCUUCUUCAAGCAGGCAACAACAGGGCCCUGCAACAUUCCCAAACCUGGCUUCUGGGUCUCUGAGCAGAACGCCAAGUGGGAAGCGUGGAGUUCCCUUGGAGACAUGUCGAAAGAGGAGGCGAUGAUGGCGUACGUUGAGGAGAUGAAGACUAUUCUGGAAAGUCUUCCGAUAACGGAUGAGGUGGAGGAGCUGCUGGAUGUUCUGGGACCAUUCUACGAGGUCGAAGAAGAGGAGGCGAUGCCAGAUGAUGAGAGUUUCCCAAAGGCCACAAAGGGCAGUGAUGGGAUUUUGGGGGAUGAGGAGAGGAACGGCAACGUGGCGAGCAGUGACACUGACUUUGAGUCUGACAUAAGUGAGAGUGAAGAAGAGGAAGAUGAUGAGGAAGAAGGAGAUGAUGAACAGCAGGAGGAAAAGAAGGCGGAGGAAGGAUAUGUCUGUACAGCAGAGGACACCACGACUGGUCUCUCCUCAGACCACAGGGCUCCUUUCAGCGUGUCCUCGGCCUCUAGCCGUGCCCACAGCUCCCUGGACGGUGAAAAUAUGGAGGAGGAGCUGACUCGCAUCGCUCCGGCUCAGGAGGACAACCUCUGCGUUCACUGUGAAGAUGCCUCUGGUGCCUUCCACUUGACCAGCGACUCGGACAGCGAGGUGUACUGUGACUCCAUAGAGCACUUUGGCACGGUGUUGGACUCAGUAGAGUUCUUUAACCAACCAUUGCAGUUGACUGGGGAGACCCAGUGUCCACCGGAGUCCUCAGCAGAGCUCAGCAGGGUGGAGAAGAUGGUCGUGGUGAAGGGUCUUCAAGAAGGAGACAGAGGCAAUGGAGAGAUGAGGAGGAAUAGGUCACAGAGUGACAGGUUUUCAACUGGUGAAGAGGAGAGCAUCCCAGCUAGGAGAAGGGGCUCCAUGUUGUCUGGCUCGAGCUCACAAUCUGAAGCCCAGUUGGGACUCCGGAGUCCAGGAAGAGAUGGGGACCACAGAGGCAAAGAGGGAAGGGCUGUGGGUGGUGUGGACAAGCAGAUAGCCACGGUACUCCUCCGACUGGAGGAGGACAUGCAGCACAUACUGCAGAAGCUGCAUAAUCUGGAGACCCUUUCUGAAGAGCAGGCUCGAUCCAUUGCUGCAGUACAGAAUUACCCAACUUUUCCACGACACAAGGACACCACGCGGUGGCCUUUCGACAUCUCCCUGUGCACAGUGGUCUUUGCGGUGGCCUGGCCCUUCAUAGUGCACUGGCUGUUGCAGAUGUACCACCACCGACGGAGCAGAAAACUGAGUUGAGAACAAGAUGGCCUUUCUCUUAACGUCACCAUACUGCGAGCUCCUUGUAUCACUUCACUGCCUGCUUCCAAGAUCAUCUCUCCUGCAUUAGAAAUUAUUUAAAUUGAU